Molecule: messenger RNA, 2489 nt
Organism: Limanda limanda (common dab)
Lineage: Eukaryota; Metazoa; Chordata; Actinopteri; Pleuronectiformes; Pleuronectidae
Product: GTPase IMAP family member 9-like
Exons: 2
Coding region: 54-920 (288 amino acids)
Molecular function (GO): GTP binding
Source: RefSeq, a predicted model, not a curated record
CCUUCAACCGAAGAAGACGUCACUUGGAUUCUAACGAGACUUCACUGACAAACAUGUCCAAGGAACAAACCUAUCCAAAGGACUCUCUCAGGAUGGUUCUUAUUGGGAAAACUGGAGCUGGGAAAAGUGCAGUAGGAAACACCAUCUUAGGAGAGAAGGUUUUUCAAUCAUCAGUUUGUUCUUCCUCAGUGACGAUAGUGUGUAAGAGAGAAACAGGGAAGGUUCAGGGCCACAAACUGGAGGUUAUUGAUACUCCAGGUCUGUUUGACACCAAGCUGAGUCAAGAGCAGGUGACAGCAGAAAUUGCUAAGUGCAUCGCAUACGCUUCUCCUGGACCUCAAGUGUUCCUGAUCAUCCUCAAGGCAGACAGAUUCACUAAAGAAGAAGAAGAAACAGUGAAAAUCCUUCAGAGGCUGUUUGGAGAACAGGCUGCAUGUUACACCAUGGCCCUGUUCACCCGUGGAGACGAUCUGGAGGAAGACGGCGUCACCAUAGAAGAUGUUGUUGGUAAAAAUCAGGUUCUCAGCGACUUCCUCGAUCAGUGCAAAGGAGGAUUCCAUGUUUUUAACAACAGAAAUAAAGAACCUGCUCAGGUCCAUGAGCUGCUGGAGAAGAUCAACACAAUGGUUGAGGGAAAUGGAGGAAGAUACUACACCAACGAGAUGUUCCAAGAGGCUGAGAAAGCUGUGGAAAAAAAGAUGAAUGAGCUUCUGAAGGAUGAACCACAGAUGAACCGGGAUGACGCAAGAUCUGAGGCAAAAGAACAUGUGGCAGCAAAUGAAGAUGGUUCCUUAGCCCUUGUUGGAGCAAGUGUUGGAGCAAUUUUUGGGCCGAUUGGGGCGUUGGUUGGAGCAAUAGGGGGAUAUGUGACUGAAGCAGUGGUUGAAAAAGCAACAAAACAAAAAUGCGUCAUACAGUAAUAUUUAAUAAAAAGGAGUCAUCAGCUCAUUGCUGCUAAAUGAAAAUAGAUACAAAUUUCAAAAAAAUCUAAUCAUUAAAACAGUAUUUAAUCAUGUUUGUAAGGUCAGAGUGCCCUUGAGUCUAAAGGCUCCUUUAUACUUCUCCGUUUAAGAAAAAACUGACAGAUAAGACCGCCCUAUCCGCCGUGGAACGCCCUCUCCGAGCGCCUCGGACAGCUUUUUGUGCACCUCUGAUUUUUCUAACUGUCCGUAUAUAUUUCGGAGACCCCACGGACAGCCCUUGCCUGUGAUUGGUACGCUAACGACAUCAUUUCCCGUUUGACAUCAUUUCCGGAUUUCACAUUUCCGGACCUCAAACUUGCUGCUUCUUUCUCUAUCACAAUAAACAUAAACACAAGUACGAUUCUACGAUUAAUGUGACGUGUGUGUUAAGCCAGCGGAGUUGUCCGGCUGACGAUGGCUCGUUAGAGCACUGAGGGCAUGUGUGCACGGUCACAGACGCUUAUAACGAGCUUUCAAAACGGCGCUAGCGGGCUAGGCUAGCGGGCUAGGAACCAUGCUAACUGCGGUGGUAACGGUGCAAAAAACCCGCUGUCACGACUUUAAUUCCACUUCUAUCAUGACACUGUUUCUAUAAUACCGUCAGGUUAGAAGCAAACACUUGGUAGUAGUUAGUGUCGGGAGUCCCUGCUGACUGUGUGGAAGCUGGGAGGGGAGCUAGCUAGCUCCGUGUAGCUUCAAGCUGUGGGAUUAGCAACACAGUUGGGAAACAAGACCGCGGAACCGCUGCGCUAAGAAACGAUUACAUCAGCAUUUUGACCUGCUGGGUGUCACUUUAUUUUAUUUAGUUGCCAUCGUAGCCUACACUGUGUGUGAGGGAAGUAGGGAGUAAGUAAAUAAACAGCGUGGACUUCUUCUGAUUACUCGUGAGGUAGGCUUCUCCAAGCUUGUCUUCCGUUGCGCCACCUACUGUUCUGGGGGUGAAUUGUUUUCACGGACAACUAUAAAUUAAAAAGUGUCCGUCCGAUCUGUCCGUUCGUCCGUCCGUAACGGAUUAAGGAGUAGCAUAAUGGAGCCUUUAGUGACACUUUGUACCAAGUUUGAAGAAAUUGCCUCGAGGUGUAUUUGAGAUGUGCAGAAUGUGGACGUACCAACGGACGGACGGUCAAACCAAUAACCUGCCUCCCCCCCUGAACAUAAGCAUGGAAACACUUUAACUUUGAUCCUGAUGUUUAUCAGAGAAUGUAUCAUCUGUCUCAGGAGAUGGUUUUCUACUGAAGAGUUUGACUAAUCACUACUCACGUGAUUAAUGAUGUCACACAUGUCAUAUGUGUGAUAUGUGAUUUAAAACCGGAGAAGACUCUGGAGCUGAUUAGCUAAAUUAUUCUGCCAUGAAAAGUUGGAUCAAUACGAAUAGAAUAUGAUUUUCUGGCCUAUGUCCACCAUCUUGAGUGUUUGUUAAUGUGGAGGAGCUGAGAGGACACAAGCAAAUAAAGGUCGCUGCCUAAAUACAAGAAGCUCCUGUUCUUUUUUACAUCUUUCUACAACUAGUAACACUGAGACCUGUUA